Mangifera indica (mango) is the source of this 896-nucleotide messenger RNA. RefSeq lists its product as uncharacterized. NCBI's taxonomy places the organism in Eukaryota, Viridiplantae, Streptophyta, Magnoliopsida, Sapindales, Anacardiaceae. Bases 174 to 677 code for a protein of 167 amino acids. The transcript is spliced from 4 exons. The record is from RefSeq and is a predicted model, not a curated record.
ACAGCUGCAUGUUCUCUUUAAGAACGUUUUUCAUCUAAUACAAAACCUCCAUUUAAUGCCCUUCUGUGCUUCCAUCUCUACAAAUACCCGAUAACCUAACUUCCAUACUCCACACAAAUCUCACUGUUAUUCUAAGAGUUCAACUGGCCUCUGAAAAUAUUGGAAUUUUCAUCAUGUCUUUCCUUAAUCUCCUUAUUCUUCUGUUAUGUAUUUCUGUGCAUGCAUGCAGUUCCCGCUGUUUGAGUAACAUUAUCAAAGAGACCCACAAGCAAGGCCAUCUCUUUACCAGGGAUGUCGAUAAAGCUAAAGUAGACAAGUCUGUUACUCAACCAUGGACACAAGGUGAACAAGAAAUAGAGAACAAGCAAAGAAAAAUCCAUGAGAAUUGGGAUGGUGAAAACGCUAUGAAGACACAGAAAUCAAAGGCUUUCUUGAACGAAGAAGCCUCAAAGCGUGCAACCUCAGGAAAUAAUUUCCUACCUUCUCCGUGUGAUUUGCAACUAGUGGCUAAACCAGAGAGGGUGAAGAAGAGCCAAGGACGGUGGCUGCUAGAAUCUCCACCACAUGAAACUGAUGAAGUUGUAAAUGCCAAGGAAACCGAGGUUGUGGACGAUGUAACUGUAAUGGAUUAUGCUCAACCGCAUCGAAAACCACCCAUCCACAAUGAAAAGUCCUAGAUCAUCAUAUUUUUUAUGCAUAUGUUUUUAUUUCUUCUUCUUCUCCUUUUAUAAGAAUUUCUAGUUAUCAUUAGCAAAUGAUAUUUCCACAAGCUGUUUGUGGUUGUGGGUACUGUAUGUUCAUAUUCAAGAGCUUAUUCUUCUCCAGUAUGAAAAGUCGCUAUUUUCAUAAACUAGUAUGAUAAUUCUAAUUUUUACUAGGUGGGUUUGUUCUUUAAA